Octodon degus (degu) is the source of this 924-nucleotide messenger RNA. RefSeq names its product proopiomelanocortin (gene Pomc). The coding region runs from base 48 to 797 and encodes 249 amino acids. The transcript is spliced from 3 exons. Gene Ontology annotation, cellular component: extracellular region. Lineage: Eukaryota; Metazoa; Chordata; Mammalia; Rodentia; Octodontidae. The record is from RefSeq and is a predicted model, not a curated record. Gene Ontology annotation, molecular function: hormone activity.
CACCAAUCUUGUUUGCCUCUGCAGAGUCUCAGCCUGCCACCUGGAAGAUGCCGAGAUCAUGCUACAGCCGCUCGGGGGCCCUGCUGCUGGCCUUGCUACUUCAGGCCUCCAUAGAAGUGCGUGGCUGGUGCCUGGAGAGCAGCCAGUGCCAGGAGCUCACCACAGAAAGCAACCUGUUGGAGUGCAUCCGGGCGUGCAAACCCGACCUCUCGGCGGAGACGCCAGUGUUUCCGGGGAACGGCGACGAGCAGCCGCUGACCGAGAACCCCCGGAAGUACGUCAUGGGCCACUUCCGCUGGGACCGCUUCGGCCGCCGGAACAGCAGCGGCGGCGGCGCGAGCCAGAAGCGUGAGGAGGAGGUCGCGUUCCGCGGCGAUGGCGCCGCGCCGGGCCCGCACGAGGGCAAGCGCUCCUACUCCAUGGAGCACUUCCGCUGGGGCAAGCCGGUGGGCAAGAAGCGGCGCCCGGUGAAGGUGUACCCGAACGGCGCGGAGGACGAGUCGGCCGAGGCCUUUCCGCUCGAGUUCAAGAGGGAGCUGUCCGGGGAGCGGCCCGCGGCGGCGCCCGGCCGCGACGACCUGGACUUCGGCCUGGUGGCUGAGGCUGAGGCCGAGGCCGAGGCGGCAGCGGCCGAGAAGAAGGACGACGGGCCCUACCGCAUGGAGCACUUCCGCUGGGGCACCCCGCGCAAGGACAAGCGCUAUGGCGGCUUCAUGAGCUCGGAGAAGAGCCAGACGCCGCUGGUGACGCUGUUCAAGAACGCCAUCAUCAAGAACGCCCACAAGAAGGGCCAGUGAGGCGAGGGCAUCCCGCCGGCCGGCCGGCUGAGGGGAAGCCGUCCCCGCAGCUCCUGCCCCCCAGCCCUCCCGCGCCUUCUGGUCACUGAAGCUGUCUGUAGUUAGGAAAUAAAGCCUGUCAAAUUUC